UUACCUGGGUAAUGUGCUUUUCAUAGUGACUGUGACAGGGCAACUGUCACACUACCUCACACACAGUGUCACAUACUUAUAGUCACACAUACAGUCUCUGUCUCACACACACUCCCAUUCACAUACAUAUCACACACUGACAUGAACUCACACACCCUUAGCACAAGGACGCUGGGAUGGUCCAUACACUUCUUAGUAUAUAGGCUGCGUGCAUUCCGAAGUGACACCUGAAAGCCAUGAGUCCACGCUGACGACAAAGAUGUUUGGAUCAGAGUCUUUGCUGUAUAAACUCCACAAGUGCUUCCCAUUCCUUCUCAUGUGAUUCCUGUCCUGAGCUGUCAGACCAGAAGCAUCUACCAUCUCUCCCAGUUCUAGGAGAAGCCCCCUGACAGCCACCCUGCCCGCUUGGGGAUGUGCUCAGUGCAUGGGACAGGCCUGAGGAAGAGGGUUCGGUUGCAGCAUCUACUACCAGGAAUUUACCUACAAAACCUUUUACUCCCCAUCACGCUUACAGGCAGAGUGGUCACUGUGUCUAGUAUAACGAGCUUCAUAGUUCUUAACAACUGCAGCUCAGAACUUCAGCAGAAGUUCAGAAGUGAGACUAUCACAGAGGAGGAGCUGGUGGGGCUCAUGAACAAGUUUGUGGAAGACACAAAGAGCGGGGUACACAGGAAGGAAGGCUGCCCUGAUAUGAAAGUACUCACAUAUGGAGUGUCAAAGAUGGGUAUCACUGUCCUGUCCAGAAUCCAUGCCAGGAAACUGAGUGAGCAGAGGAGGGGAGACAGGAUCCUUCUGAAUGCCUGCUGCCCUAGGUGGGUGAGAACAGACAUGGGUGGACCUACAGCCAUUAAAAGCCCAGAAGAAGGAGCAGAGACCCCCAUCUACUUGGCCCUUUUGCCCUCAGAUGCUAAGGGGCCUCACGGGGAGUUUGUAAUGGAGAAUAAAGUUGAACAAUGGGGACCCCCCCUCUCAGUUCCCUCCAUGGGUCCCGUUAUGAUACUUCCAUGAUAUGAACAAAAGGACUACACUGUUAACAAUGUUCAUAUCAGAAGAAGUAGAAGAAGAAGGAGGAGGAAAAGGAGGAGGAGGAAGAAUCACUGUCCAUAUUGAGGACUUAUAUUGAAUUGGCUACUAAUUCUGGGAAGUCUUUUGUGAUUUCUUCUGUGAUAUAUGAGAAGAAAAAGUGGAAUUAAUGCCAACCAACAAUGAAUGAAUAUCAUAGAUGAAUAAACAACUAUAAGUA
Messenger RNA from Leopardus geoffroyi (Geoffroy's cat), 1243 nucleotides. Its product is annotated as carbonyl reductase [NADPH] 1-like. The record is from RefSeq and is a predicted model, not a curated record. The transcript is spliced from 2 exons. NCBI's taxonomy places the organism in Eukaryota, Metazoa, Chordata, Mammalia, Carnivora, Felidae. The coding region runs from base 412 to 1008 and encodes 198 amino acids. Gene Ontology annotation, molecular function: carbonyl reductase (NADPH) activity.